This is a messenger RNA of Phymastichus coffea, 1288 nucleotides long. It is a transcript of the gene JMJD5, whose product is annotated as bifunctional peptidase and arginyl-hydroxylase JMJD5. Lineage: Eukaryota; Metazoa; Arthropoda; Insecta; Hymenoptera; Eulophidae. The coding region runs from base 1 to 1272 and encodes 423 amino acids. The transcript has 7 exons. Gene Ontology annotation, molecular function: histone H3K36 demethylase activity. The record is from RefSeq and is a predicted model, not a curated record. Gene Ontology annotation, cellular component: nucleus.
AUGUUUAGUCAAAUUGUAAUGAAAUCUGUCUCUUGGGACCUCUUACUGCAAGAUUUGAACAGUUAUUUUCCUAAUGAGCUAAAGUUUCAUUUAGUUAAAAUUUUAUUGAAAUUGAAGAGUUUUCACAAGCAUACAUGUGAAAAAGCUGUUAAGAAAAAACUAAAAAUCAAUGAAGAAUGGAUAAAGAAUGAUCUACUAAUAGUAGAUGCUUGUUUAGAUCGAACUUGGGAGAUGCUCAAUUCUGGUUAUUGGAAAGAUGUGCCAAUAAUUUAUAGAUACUGCUAUUCAUUAUGUUGUGUCAUUAAGUCCGCAAUAAUAGAAGUAUCAAUUGAGAGUGAAAAUAGUGAAAUGUCAGAGAAGUUUAAAGACAUUAUUCAACAAAUAGACAAAGGACUUUUAUUGGGAGCACCUUUGCCGAGUUGCCCUAAACUUUUAACAGAAAUUGCUUCAAAUUUAAACAAUCAUUAUUCGGAUUUAGUGAAAAAUCGCGAGAUUCAAGGCAGUCGCAUAACAAUAGAUAAAAAAAAUUUUUGUACAGAUAUUUUUCCAGGCUUUUUACCGAUUCCCACUUUUAGAAAACCUUCUAUGGAAAGAUUUUACCGUGAUAUUUUCAAGCCAAAAACGCCUGCUUUACUCCAAAAUUGUAUAGAACAUUGGCAAGCCCUGAGUUUAUGGAAAGAUAUUGAAUACCUUCGAAAAGUAGCCGGAAGUCGUACAGUACCGAUAGAAAUUGGCUCGCGAUAUACAGAAGAUGAUUGGACGCAAAGUUUAAUAACUUUUUCUGAGUUUCUAAAUGCUCAUAUAUCAAAGAAAAACGAACAAGUCGGUUAUUUAGCACAACAUGAACUUUUCGAUCAGAUUCCUGAAUUGAAGAAUGAUUUUACAAUACCAGAUUACUGUAGCUUCUCGGACAAAGACGACGGUGAAUACAUGCCAAAUAUAAAUGCUUGGUUCGGUCCAGAGGGAACUGUAUCACCUUUACAUCAUGACCCGAAAAAUAAUUUGCUCUGUCAGGUUUUUGGAUGUAAAAGAGUCAUUUUAUAUAGUCCAAAAGACAGUCUUAAUUUAUAUCCUUAUAAUACUCGAUUGUUAUCUAACACUGCUCAAAUUGAUCCUUAUAACGCAGAUGUUGUCAAGUAUCCCGACUUUCAGAAAGCAAGAGGAUUUAUGUGUUAUUUAACACCCGGUGAUAUUUUGUUUAUACCACCAAAAUGGUGGCAUCAUAUCGUAGGGCUCAGUACUAGUUUUUCUGUAAGUUUUUGGUGGGAUUAAGAAUCAGUAAAUUGAG